CUGCACCCCAGCACCACGCAACCACACCGCUUCUGUGUCUCGUGGACAGGUGCUGGGCACUGAACGAGAACAUGGCCUACUGGUGGAUCAUCCGCAUCCCCAUCCUGCUCGCCUCCAUGAUCAACCUGCUGAUCUUCAUGCGGAUCCUCAAGGUGAUCCUGGCCAAGCUGCGCGCCAACCAGAAGGGCUACGCCGACUACAAGCUGCGGCUGGCCAAAGCCACGCUGACACUCAUCCCCCUCUUUGGGAUCCACGAAGUCGUCUUCAUCUUUGCCACCGACGAGCAAACCACGGGCAUCCUGCGCUACAUCAAGGUCUUCUUCACCCUCUUCCUCAACUCCUUCCAGGUGAGGUGGGGCCACAACCCAUCCCUGUCCUGGGCCAUAAGA
Meleagris gallopavo (turkey) is the source of this 389-nucleotide messenger RNA. The record is from RefSeq and is a predicted model, not a curated record. NCBI's taxonomy places the organism in Eukaryota, Metazoa, Chordata, Aves, Galliformes, Phasianidae.